This is a messenger RNA of Physeter macrocephalus (sperm whale), 900 nucleotides long. Its product is annotated as protein SET-like. Gene Ontology annotation, cellular component: chromatin; nucleus. The coding region runs from base 1 to 879 and encodes 292 amino acids. Gene Ontology annotation, molecular function: chromatin binding; histone binding. The record is from RefSeq and is a predicted model, not a curated record. The transcript has a single exon. Lineage: Eukaryota; Metazoa; Chordata; Mammalia; Artiodactyla; Physeteridae. Gene Ontology annotation, biological process: nucleosome assembly.
AUGGCCCCCAAACACCAGUCUUCACUUCCACCCCAAGCAAAGAAACCAAAGAAACUGAGACGGACUCCUGCCUCCAGGCCAGAGGAAACGUCUGCUUCUCCGAACUUGCCGAAGGAAGAAAAGGAACAGCAAGAAGCAAUUGAACAUAUUGAUGAAGUACAAAAUGAAAUAGACAGACUUAACGAACAAGCCAGUGAGGAGAUUUUGAAAGUAGAACAGAAAUAUAACAAACUCCGCCAACCAGUUUUUCAGAAGAGGUCGGAAUUGAUCGCCAAAAUCCCAAAUUUCUGGGUAACAACAUUUGUUAACCAUCCACAAGUGUCUGCACUGCUUGGGGAGGAGGAUGAAGAGGCGCUGCAUUAUUUGACAAGAGUCGAAGUGACAGAAUUUGAAGAUAUUAAAUCAGGUUACAGAAUAGAUUUUUAUUUUGAUGAAAACUCUUACUUUGAAAAUAAAGUUCUCUCCAAAGAAUUUCAUCUGAAUGAGAGUGGUGAUCCAUCUUCAAAGUCCACUGAAAUCAAAUGGAAAUCCGGAAAGGAUUUGACAAAACGUUCAAGUCAAACGCAGAAUAAAGCCAGCAGGAAGAGACAGCAUGAGGAACCAGAAAGCUUCUUCACCUGGUUUACUGAUCAUUCUGAUGCAGGUGCAGAUGAGUUAGGAGAGGUCAUCAAAGAUGAUAUUUGGCCAAAUCCAUUACAGUACUACUUGGUUCCGGACAUGGAUGAUGAGGAAGGGGAAGGAGAAGAAGAUGAUGAUGAUGAUGAAGAGGAAGAAGGAUUGGAAGAUAUUUAUGAAGAAGGGCAUGAGGAUGAAGGUGAAGAAGAUGAAGAUGAUGAUGAGGGGGAGGAAGGAGAGGAAGCUGAAGGAAAAGAUGACUAAUGGAACACUGAUGGAUUCCAA